UCCGUUACCAUGGUAACGUACGACCUGAAAGGAAAACUCGGAAAACUACCCCUUCUUCAAUUUUGACACUUUUAACCACAAACAGUAACAAUACAAACAAUAAAAAUGACUUUAAAAUACUUGCAAUGGGUAAUUGCUGUUGUAAUAAAAACAAAAAUAAAAGGACAAUAGUACUCUUAUUAGUUGGUUUGGAUAAUGCUGGAAAGACUGCAGCUGCCAGAGGACUUGCUGGUGAAGCAUUGGAUUCUGUGAUGCCCACUGUGGGAUUUUCGGUGAUUAAUUUAAAAUAUCGCAACUAUACAGUGCAGAUAUUUGAUUUAGGUGGUGGAAACAAUAUAAGAGGAAUAUGGGAAAGAUAUUUUGCUUAUGCACAUGGGGUGAUAUUUGUGGUAGACUCUUCUGAUUACAUUCGUCUCCUUGAAGUGAGACAAGUUCUUUCUGACUUAUUAUUAAAUAAAAAGAUAUCUGGUAAGCCAGUUCUCUUCCUUGCCAAUAAACAAGACCAGAAAGAUGCGCUAGACGAAAUUGACUUAGUCGAGGCUGUAGAACUGGAAGAAUUAGUUAACAAAGCCCAGUGUCCGACCCUUGUAAAGACUUGUUGUGCUACUCAAACGUCUAAUAAGGCAAAAUUAGACCCUGGCAUUAUAAAUGGGUACCAUUGGCUACUAAAUUAUAUAAUCCGACGAUAUCCAAGUAUUCAUGCUCGUGUAGAGUGCGACGUGAAUAAUCAAGAACUUUUAGAGAAGGCGGAGCGAAAGCAGAAGUUGGAAAAACUUAAACAAGAAAUUGAGAAAAAAGUCGAAGAAAAUAUGUACGUCAUCGAACCGUACACCGAAGAAGUAAAAGAAGCAAACGGCUUCAAAAACGGCAACGAUAAGGUUCCUGUAUUAACAAACUCCAACGAGAUCACAGUGAUAAAACAAAGCACUGAAUUUGAUAACAGUAGCAGUGAUUCUAGUGGUUCGGUUAACUUUUAUCACGGGACUGUAUUUGACGCGUUAACUCGGCCCAAAUCUGCCAGAGAAAUGGUCAAAGAACAACUACAAUUGGAGACAAAUGAACGAAGACCAUCCCUGAAGCGUCUAUUUCGUCCUAAAACUGCCCCUGUUCAAAUAUACGGAGAACAUCCGCGAACUGCGUCCAAAAUGCGGAAAGAAAACUUAAACGAAAGGACUUUAAGAUCUGCUGGUGACUCUAUAUUUGUUAUUAGUAAAUCUUCUUAUACGGUCAGUAACAGUAACUACAAUAACGAAGACUGUCUAGACUUGAAUGAUUUAGCGUGUGAACAAUCCAGGUGUAUAGUAAAACCACGUCCCACUUUAAUUCAUGUUAAUGGAACGACAAAUGCUGAAACUUGCUUCACAAAUGAUAACACUACUAGGUAAUAGUACAGUGGAAAAUAGAAACAAAAAGAAGGAACAUUUUUGUUCAACAAUUGUUACAAAACAAGCAAUUACUGGUCGUAUGCAGAGCUGUUGAACAAAUCAAAGAGCAGUAUGAAGCUCGUAAAUGUAUAAAUAACAAAGCUCUUGAAUCAAGCAGAACUAAUCGUACUUUUGUUCAAAAGUUAUCACUACAAAUAAAUUUAACAUCCAAAAAAAAACUAAGAAUAACUUUUUAUAUG
Messenger RNA from Agrilus planipennis (emerald ash borer), 1624 nucleotides. RefSeq names its product ADP-ribosylation factor-like protein 13B. Gene Ontology annotation, biological process: non-motile cilium assembly; receptor localization to non-motile cilium. The record is from RefSeq and is a predicted model, not a curated record. Gene Ontology annotation, molecular function: GTP binding; GTPase activity. NCBI's taxonomy places the organism in Eukaryota, Metazoa, Arthropoda, Insecta, Coleoptera, Buprestidae. Bases 126 to 1385 code for a protein of 419 amino acids. Gene Ontology annotation, cellular component: non-motile cilium; ciliary membrane. The transcript has 3 exons.